AUGGCCGCAAACACUACUCAUCCAAACUUCGUUUUCAUGAAAGAUGUCACGAGCCCUCAUGUUGACGAUGUGUCCCAAGUCUGCUUCACCUUUAGCGACCCAGGCCCCGGGGCUACCAAGCUCGAAUGCUUCUUUCCAGCGACGGGCACUGCCAACUGCGACAUCUCACUCGUUGAUGGAUACUCUGUCUCGGUUGGCUGUGUUCCAGCCGGCGAUAACCAACUCAUCGGUUCGAACCAGAGCCUUCUCGGACACGGCAUCCCUUGCCCCGAUCAGCAGGGUCCUUACUGUAUCAACACUGAAGGAUACGCUCCGAGCCAGUCUGACGUAUUGCCGUUCUUUCAGCAAGGAGUACAGAACGGCAACAACUACUGCAUCUGGGACAGCUGCGCGCAAGAUUACUAUUUCCCAACUGGCACUGGCCUUGAUUGCUUCGUUACUGCGUAG
Messenger RNA from Zasmidium cellare ATCC 36951, 447 nucleotides. RefSeq lists its product as uncharacterized. Bases 1 to 447 code for a protein of 148 amino acids. The record is from RefSeq and is a predicted model, not a curated record. NCBI's taxonomy places the organism in Eukaryota, Fungi, Ascomycota, Dothideomycetes, Mycosphaerellales, Mycosphaerellaceae. The transcript has 3 exons.